AUGCUGCGUAUCUUUGGGUCUCUCUUGGUUCUGUGGCUGCUCUCCAUCUUGGCCGACAUGGUCGAUGCCGUGCAUCAUGGAUCCGUCGCGGUCAAGGUCGGCCUCAUUUACGACAUUGACGAUCCGAUCGACUUUCCCGAGAACCCGUAUCUCCUGACGGCAAUGCAGAUGGCUUUCAACGAAAUCAACAACAGCUCGACGAUCCUGCCGAAUGUCACGCUACUGCCUGUCGUCGGCAGCAGCCGCGGCUCAUUCAGCGACGGAAUCGUCAGUCUCCUCGAUAUGAUACAAAAUGACGGCAUCAAUGCUGUGAUCGGAGACACAACCAGCGAGCAAAGCGAAUACGAAGCAACCAUAUCCAGCUUCUAUGAUAUCCUCCACAUCGGUCUGUUCACCUCCGCAACCAUACUCACCAACAGGACAGCAUACCCGACCUAUCUCUCCCUCAUCCAGCCCAAUAUUGUGUAUCUCCAAGCACUAUUCGCCUUUGCCAGAGCCAUGGGAUGGCGAUCGGUGGCUCUAAUGUACAGUCGUGAGCCAUUUGGAACCACUGUGGGUCGUGACCUGUGCUGCGCUUUGCGUUUUCACGCACCGCAGGCAGGCCACCGCAAGAUCCUCAAGCUGGAUCCCGCCUCUCUUGCCGACCGACUCUCCUCUCUGUCCCUGGAGCCUGCCCCUGCCAUGAGCAACCCCCGCCCACUUCCGGAAGCCUUCCUCAAGACCUUCCGUGCCCCAGUGUUUACUGGGAAGAGCCGCUCCUCCUCGGUGGAGGACUGGCUGCAGCAACUCGAGGACUACCUCGAUGCUGCCCAAGUCGCCCCCACCCACCACAUCGUCGCCGCCAAGCUCUGCUUAAAGGACCAGGCGUACCGUUGGUACCGCCGCCAAGGGUUCGACGAGCAGAGCGAAGGUGUGUUUGACGACUUCAAGGACCGCCUCCGUCGCCGCUUCGGCAGCCCCAAUGCUGAACUCAUUGCCCGUGACAAGCUAUACUCUCUCGUGCAGCGUGGUUCUGUGACCCGCUACAUCGAGGAGUUUGAAGACCUCUCCUCCCAGAUUGAGGAGCUGGGCUCUGCUGAUGCGAUGUACCUCUUCCAGAAGGGCCUCAAGCCCAAGAUCAGAGAGUACAUCGCCAGCAACCCUGAUGCCCGCAAGUCCCUGGACGUGAUGAUGGACGUUGCCGAGAACCUCGACAACGUCCAGUACCAUGGCCGCCAGUUCUACCCGCAGCUGGCAGGCGGCCAUCGGUCUCAUCACGUCCCAGCCCGUCCGCCUCGCCCGGCCCCGCCCGCAAGACCCAUGCCUGAGCCCAUGGACGUUGACGUCAACGCCAUGGAGGCUCGUGGCCCUCCCCGCUCCCGGUUCCAGCAAGCUGCCACUGUCUCCCCCAAGGACAGACAGAAGCAGGAGGACCUCCGCCAUGGUUCCUGCUUCUUCUGUCACCGACCGGGACACCAGGCCAAGGAGUGCCCCAUGAAGUCGGGAAACGGCCGACCCUACUAG
Messenger RNA from Polychytrium aggregatum, 1503 nucleotides. RefSeq names its product periplasmic binding protein-like I. The transcript is spliced from 9 exons. Bases 1 to 1503 code for a protein of 500 amino acids. NCBI's taxonomy places the organism in Eukaryota, Fungi, Chytridiomycota, Chytridiomycetes, Polychytriales. The record is from RefSeq and is a predicted model, not a curated record. Gene Ontology annotation, molecular function: zinc ion binding; nucleic acid binding.